AUGAUGCACAGGGCGAAGAGCCUCCUCAGCCGAGUGCCUCCCAUGAGCAGGCACCCCCUGAGUCGCCACAUCAACACCAGUAGCGUGAAACUUAAGAUAGUAAAAUGCAAGCUGUUUGACAUCGGAGAGGGAAUUUCGGAGGUGGAAAUAACGCAGUGGAACAAAAACGAAGGAGACAACGUGAGCGAAAUGGAGACGCUCCUAACAGUCCAGAGCGACAAGGCGGCGGUGGAUAUAACGAGCAAGUACAGCGGGGUGCUGGUGAAGAGGUAUGCUGAGGAGAAGGACGUGAUUAAAAUUGGCUCGUACUUUUGCGAAAUCGACACGGAGGAUGAGGUGGGUGAGGCGGCGGAGGAGGUGGUCGCGAAUGAGGUCGCGGAUGAGGCGGACGGGAGGGUAGACCCAGGGGGGCCACUCUCACCAGCCAAAGUCACACAGCAGGGGAGCAAAGCCCCCACUGUGAAGGCCUCCCCCGGGGUUAAGAAAAAGGCCCAAGAGUACAAGCUUGACGUAGACGCGAUAGGAAGUUACUUCUCGAAAGAGGCCAUAACGAUGUUGGAUGUAGAGCUCUACCAUCAGAAGGUAAAAAGCGGAGAAAUCUCAAACGCAGGAAGUGACUUCAACGGAGAGGUCUUGGAGGAAGUGCCCCUGAAGGGAAUCAAACUAGCCAUGUGUAAGUGUAUGAAUGACUCGCUGAGUAUCCCCCUGUUUCACUUAAACGAAAAGUACAAUGUGCAAAAUUUGCUAAGUGCCAGAAAUGUAAUAAAGAAGAGCGUCCUGCAGAAGGACAACGUCAACGUGACGUUAACGAGUGUGCUCAUUAAGCUCAUCUCCACUGUGUUGAAGGACUUCCCAUUGCUAAACUCCAAAUUUGAUUCUCAAAAAAAUGCUUAUACUAUUUUUAAGAGCCAUAACGUGUGUGUGGCCAUGGACACCCCGAAUGGUUUGCUCGUGCCGAAUAUAAAACAGGUGGAGUCAAAAAACGUGGUUGAAAUUCAGAAGGAGCUGACGUCCCUACGUGAUAAAGCUUUGCAGAUGAAGCUGAGCAAAAGUGAUAUCUCAGGGGGGACCAUCACAGUUAGCAAUUUCGGGGUCAUAGGGGGCACCUUUGCCACUCCAAUUGUGUUUGAAAACCAGGCGUGCAUAAUUGGCCUUUCCAAAAUUCAGAAGCAGCUGUUAUUAAAAAAUGAGAAGAAAGAGCUGACUGCAUUAUCUGACAUCCUCGUCGCGGAUGUGAUGAACUUGACGUUUGGCGCGGACCACAGGUUCGUCGACGGGGCCACGCUGGCCCAGUUUUCGAAGAAGCUGAAGGAGGUCGUGGAGGGGGUCACCUCUCUCGACCCGUACGCGGCGUAG
Messenger RNA from Plasmodium vivax (malaria parasite P. vivax), 1356 nucleotides. Its product is annotated as dihydrolipoamide acyltransferase, putative. NCBI's taxonomy places the organism in Eukaryota, Apicomplexa, Aconoidasida, Haemosporida, Plasmodiidae. Gene Ontology annotation, cellular component: mitochondrion; cytoplasm. The record is from RefSeq and is a predicted model, not a curated record. Gene Ontology annotation, molecular function: acetyltransferase activity; lipoic acid binding. Bases 1 to 1356 code for a protein of 451 amino acids. The transcript has a single exon.